This is a messenger RNA of Gymnodraco acuticeps, 1026 nucleotides long. Its product is annotated as arrestin domain-containing protein 3-like. The record is from RefSeq and is a predicted model, not a curated record. Gene Ontology annotation, cellular component: cytoplasm. The transcript has 4 exons. Gene Ontology annotation, biological process: protein transport. NCBI's taxonomy places the organism in Eukaryota, Metazoa, Chordata, Actinopteri, Perciformes, Bathydraconidae. The annotation marks the transcript as partial.
ACAUGCUCAGUUGAGAUUAUUUUUGCGCACGGAGGCUUUAAGAGCUCGCGGCAGCGUGAGCAGGCAGCAGAGGACCGAAGAGAGAGAGAGAAACACCGGGAGCUUCGCGUACAGCUGGCCCAGCAGCGGUGCCUCUCUCUCGGAUGAACGAGCACCGUAACACCCCGCCGCCCUCGGCUCUUUGGCUUGGGCACCCGGAGGUCAGGCGAAUGUGCCAAACGCUUUUACGCGCAACUUAAAGACUCUUUUUGAAUAUAAUUGUGUUCUCACCAUGGGGCUGGGAAAAGUGAGGGUCUUGGCUAUAUUAUUCGACAGCCUGAAUGAUAACAACCUGCCCGCCUUCUCUGGGGGAGAUCUGGUGUCUGGGAGGGUGGUGGUGGAGGUGACCGGGGAUGUGCGUGUGAAAAGUCUGGAUGUAACCGCACGAGGGGUCGCAAAAGUCCGAUGGACCGAGUCUAGAAACACCGGGGCCAACACGGCUUACACCCAGAACUACACCGAGGAGGUGGAGUACCUUCACCACUACGACACCCUGAUAGGAGAGGAGAGAGACGAGGACUGUCCGGAGGAGGGUCUGACUGUUCUGCACGCCGGCUUGCACGAGUUCGCCUUCAGCUUCAACCUGCCUCAGAUGGCUCUGGCCACGUCCUUCGAGGGGAAGCACGGCAGCGUGCGGUACUGGGUGAAGGCCGAGCUGCACCGGCCCUGGCUGCUACCGGUCAAAGUGAAGAAAGAGUUCAUCGUGUUCGAACACAUCGACAUCAACACGCCGCUGCUGCUGUCUCCUCAGGCCGGGUCCAAGGAGAAGACGCUCUGCUGCUGGUUCUGUGCUUCAGGUCCCAUCUCCCUCAGUGCCAAGAUCGAGAGGAAGGGCUACACUCCAGGUGAGAAAACACAUCAUCUCUUCCCCGCUCCUCCUCCUCUUCCUCACUCCUCACUUAUAGCAGUGGUUCCCAACCUUUUUUCCCAAGAGCCCCCCCAAAUGACUCCUGUUGGAAGUUGCGCCCCCCCUCCCCCACACACAAG